Coffea eugenioides is the source of this 402-nucleotide messenger RNA. Its product is annotated as cysteine proteinase inhibitor 1-like. The transcript has a single exon. Bases 1 to 402 code for a protein of 133 amino acids. Lineage: Eukaryota; Viridiplantae; Streptophyta; Magnoliopsida; Gentianales; Rubiaceae. The record is from RefSeq and is a predicted model, not a curated record. Gene Ontology annotation, molecular function: cysteine-type endopeptidase inhibitor activity.
AUGGCUCUUAAUCUUCACCCUCUCCUCCUCACAAUCCUAGUACUACCGGUGGUCUUCCCUUUCUCAGAAGCCUACAGACCAGUCGAAGUAGGCAGGAACCCGAUUAAUGUAAACGACCCUCAUGUAAUAGAGAUUGCAAAAUUUGCAAUAAGUUGGCGCAAUGCUGUAUCCUCUACCCGUUUCCAGUUUCGAAAAGUGAUCAAAGGAGAGCGACAAGUUGCUCCAGGAGUUACGGGCGUUAACUACAAUCUUGUUAUCUUGGCGAAGGCAGCAGAUGCUCCCCUUUACUGUGAGGUUGCUGUUUUUGACAGAGAAUGGGAGAAUCUUAGGAUACUCACUUCCUUCAGAGAAAUCCCUGCUGGUGAUGCAUUGGCGCCCGCAUUGGCACCGGGAAGUUGGUGA